Messenger RNA from Exophiala oligosperma, 2128 nucleotides. RefSeq lists its product as uncharacterized. Gene Ontology annotation, cellular component: TORC1 complex; fungal-type vacuole membrane. Bases 146 to 1879 code for a protein of 577 amino acids. The transcript has a single exon. NCBI's taxonomy places the organism in Eukaryota, Fungi, Ascomycota, Eurotiomycetes, Chaetothyriales, Herpotrichiellaceae. The record is from RefSeq and is a predicted model, not a curated record.
GCUGGACAAACUGCCCUCGUGCUUGCCAUCUUUCUUUCUCAGACAUCAAUCUAAUCAAGCACAGUGAUAUUCUAAAUGCAGUGAAAGUCCUUCCUUAACCAUCCUCGAACACAGGAAACGUCCCAGUGUGCAUGGGUCUGGCACAAUGCCUUCCGCGUCUCCAUCGCCGAUGAAACGGCCCUCACUGAACGAACGCACCUCAUCCACCCAGUCUUUGUCCUCCUCUGGCAAACAAGCCACAGCUCACAAAGUCCACCGUCCGCAGAAGGUCAACAGACAUUCUAGAAAUGUAUCUCACGGGAAAGGUCUGAGCAAGCUGGGUCGGAAUCACUCGACCGCAGCCAUUGCGACCGAUCACCACCACCACCGCAAAAAGUCCAGUGGUACAACACCUCCUCACAGUCCCAGGACUCCUCUGGUGAAGCGAAAUAGCUCUCAUGUGACUUUACCGAAGAACCAAUCCCAUGCAAACCUUCGAAAGAACCAGUCGGCAAACGCAUUGGCGCGCAACAGUUCACACCCCGCCUUGAAGAAGAUUGGUCUGGCGCCAGCACCCAAGCAGAAGAGCAAGAAAGAUGGAGUUUUCCAGCUGGGGGAUCAUUCCUCGGAAGAAGAGGAGGCCGAAUGGGAAGAUUCCAAUACUCAGUCACCGGAAAUGACUAGGAACAAUUCCAAGACAUCCACACCUUUGAAAGUCGGUACUCCUGAUGACGAAGAAGUCACAGACCACGACAUGGAAACGAGUAUGGCUGGUCGUGGGCAGAGAACUUCAUCUCCGCCUGCUCCUUCGUUACGGACGAACAAUAGAUCUGCGCCGAAUCUGAGAAAAGAGUCUAACAUGUCCCCUCCUCAGCUGGCUCCUGAUCCUGCUCUCCUCCACCAACAGCCCCGCGCAUCUCGCGCUCCACCGGCAAUGUCAACAGUAUCUGCUCUCGCAGGACCCAGUCAGCUAUUACGGAGUGAAUCGUCGAAGUCCUUUACUCAUAUCACUCAUGGUGAAGCGGCCUCGAUACAUGCCACUCCAGGCAUGUCUGUGUCCGGACAGGCCGCAGCAUCGUCAUCUGUCGAUGGCGGCGUGUCGCACUUCCUUUCUGAAAGUGUAACUCCCUCGCGUCAACAGGUCAUCGACGAAUCUGACGACGGCUCUCCCUCGACGUUCAUGGACCACUACAAACCACAACCCUCAGAAUCCCCCGAAAAGACACGCACACUUCACAAAAUCCGACUCCCGUCCCACCCAUCAAGGACCCAGCAAAAGCUUGAACUGCAACGAAGAGAAAUUAUGCGUGCCGGGGCUGCGACUCCGACGACACCACCUGCACAUGGCAUAGGCCUCAGCAUCGGCUCAUCAACCUCGUUGCACAGCCGGACAAGCUCCAGAAAUCGAAACAGAUCUUUAGCUGGCGGGCGAAGUCUGGCGGGAGACCUCAAAGCCAUCCGCAAGGAUUAUGAGAAUGCCGUCAAACAGAUCACCGUGGUCAGGAAGUUUCGAAGUCCAAUCAUAGAAAGUAUGCACCGACUGAAAGAAGACAAUGCUGUUCCGGCAGAGCUGGGCCAGGGUUCGUCUGCCAUUCCCACCUCGAAGAGUAGGCCAGCCAGCCGGCGUGGCCCUAGCACCACAACUAUCAACGGUCGAAGUUUCGAGGACAAGAAGCCUGCAUUGGUGUCUCGGAACAGCCAUCGUCCCAGUCAUAGCGGAAGAGUCCACUUCCAGCGACAAAGUAGUCAUGAGAACAUGGGAGUGACACCUUCUCAAGUUAGUCCGGAUGAUGUUCAGGAUGAUGAGGGCGGACUCAGCCCAGAAGAGGCCUUGAUACGACGCAUCUGGGAAAGUCGAGAGGUCUAUGAAGCUGGCGAUGUGAUGCCACCUUCUCGUUGAGCAGGAUUGACAAGAUUGUUCACUGCAUAAUAUCCGUUUGUUUUUGAUGAUGAAUGAUUACUAUUGACACCAUGUUGUAUGGCUUUGCGUUCAAGCGAGAUGCACUUUUGGGGGCUUGGUACAGAGUAGUUUCAUGGGGGACACUGAACUACGGUUUUGAAUGAGUGGGCUGUAAAGCAGAGACAAAGGUCACAACGGAAUAAUAGGUAGAUAGAUCAGCGAGACAUGCUACAAUACUGUAUAUUGACC